Vanrija pseudolonga is the source of this 1098-nucleotide messenger RNA. RefSeq lists its product as uncharacterized. The coding region runs from base 1 to 1098 and encodes 365 amino acids. NCBI's taxonomy places the organism in Eukaryota, Fungi, Basidiomycota, Tremellomycetes, Trichosporonales, Trichosporonaceae. The transcript is spliced from 2 exons. The record is from RefSeq and is a predicted model, not a curated record.
AUGGUCAGCGCCGCGACCAUCAUCGGCAACUCGCCGCACCUCGUCGACGCCAUCAUGGCUCACGCCACCCGCGCGACGCUGGUCACUUGUCUCCGCGUCAGCCGCGACGUGCACAACUCUGCUGGUGCGGCCCUUUACCACACCAUUCGUAUCCACGGUCGCAUCCUCGACGAUCUGCUGGAAGGAGCCAACCUUGAGAAAGGCCUCUACACAAACCCGCCUGGCGAGGCACAGGCCCCGCUCACCGUCCUCAAGAAUCGUCUUCUCGCCCGCAUCCGCGUCCUGUCGAUCGGGGAGCACGAGUGGGAGCUGUGUGAACACGAAGUUGAUCCUCACAUGCUCGACAAAUUCAAAUUCUUCAUCUGGCUCCUGUUCCGCCAUGUGCAAGUCGUGCGCAUCGUCCUCCCUCCCCGCGGCUCCGGCCUCGGUAGCCUGUGCCAGCGCUCAGCCCACAAGUGCGGAUUCCUACCGCUCCUCUCCCCCCGCAAGCUCGUCAUUCGCAAUGUCUCCAUUCCCGCCUUCUGCGAGAUCAGCAACUACUGGUACCACGUCAAUCUGCCCGAGGUCACCUGGAUCCUUCCUCCCGAGCGCCGCGGUGACGCGGAGGCAAGUGUGGACCCGUCCUACUACAUUGGAUCAACCGUUGCCGCCUCCCCUAGUGCCAAGAUGAUCUUCCACGACGAGUGGGAGAGCUGGACUGCGCUGCCGAUGGCGAGUGGCCCGAUUCCCCGUCGCCCCCUUGGGCCCUACGCUCCAACCGAUGUCACCGAAUUUUGUCACUACACCUGGAGCCACGGACACUGGCCCACCGCGAAGGAGUACGACACUGUGGUGUACGGGCUCGAGACUGUCCACUUCAGUGCCACCCAGAAUGACCGCGUCCUCCGCCACUUCAAGAACCGCUUCCCCUCGCAGCCGCUCACGCCGGGCGGGCUGUGCCAGGUGGUCAAGGAUCAGAUUAUGGGACUGCCAGGAUCCGAGUGUCAUCACAGCUCCAGGAUCAUGAACCACGCGUACGUGUUCAAGACCCUCGCCGACUACGCGGCGCUCGACCCAGCCGACACGCGGUUCGAGCUCGACGACGAGUACCGCAGCUAG